Dioscorea cayenensis subsp. rotundata (Guinea yam) is the source of this 3295-nucleotide messenger RNA. Its product is annotated as non-specific phospholipase C1-like. Gene Ontology annotation, biological process: ammonium transmembrane transport; phospholipid catabolic process. The record is from RefSeq and is a predicted model, not a curated record. The transcript is spliced from 6 exons. NCBI's taxonomy places the organism in Eukaryota, Viridiplantae, Streptophyta, Magnoliopsida, Dioscoreales, Dioscoreaceae. Bases 170 to 3160 code for a protein of 996 amino acids. Gene Ontology annotation, cellular component: membrane. Gene Ontology annotation, molecular function: ammonium channel activity; hydrolase activity, acting on ester bonds.
UCAUUAUUUAUUCAUUAUCAUGUUUUCCAUACACAGUCAAUGUACAAUUAAAAAACUAAAAUAAAUUCCGCAGAGUGCUUGCUUGACGCAGCCUGCCUUCUCCCUCCAGGAAGCCCAGCGUCCAGGGUUGAGCGUCGGUUAGCAACCAGGUAAAAGGUAUUAAUUAGGAAUGGAAUCCCAGCGGAGGCGUGUCCUGACGUCCAUCUUCUUGAUGACCCUCCUGGUCUCAUCGGCCCACUGCCUCGAAUUUGGUCGGAAGAAGAAGAAGAAGCCCGAUGGUCCCAUCAAGACGGUUGUGAUUCUGGUGAUGGAGAAUCGGUCCUUUGACCACAUACUCGGCUGGCUCAAAUCUUCCCGCCCCGACAUCGAUGGCCUCACUGGCCACGAGUCCAACCGCCUGUCCACCUCGGAUCCCUCCUCUCCCGAGGUCUUCGUCUCCGAUGAUGCCGUCUUCAUCGACUCCGAUCCAGGCCACUCCUUCCAAGCCAUCCGUGAGCAGAUCUUCGGGUCGGAAGACACCUCCGCCGACCCCGCCCCCAUGAACGGCUUCGCCCAGCAGGCCGAGUCCAUGGGGGAGGGCAUGGCCCGCACCGUCAUGAGUGGCUUCACCCCCGACUCCGUCCCCGUCUACACGGCCCUGGUCAACGAGUUCGCGGUGUUCGACAGAUGGUUCGCCUCAGUGCCCACCUCCACCCAACCCAACCGGUUCUAUGUCCAUUCGGCCACAUCCCAUGGGGCCUCCAGCAAUGUGCGAAAGGACCUCAUCCACGGCUUCCCACAGAAGACCAUCUUCGACUCGCUGGAUGAGUCCGGCCUCAGCUUCGGGAUCUACUAUCAGAAUAUCCCGGCGACGCUCUUCUUUAAGAGCCUCCGGAAGUUGAAGCACAUUACCAAGUUCCACAACUACAAGCUCACCUUCAAGCUUCACGCCAAGUGGGGCAAACUCCCCAAUUACGUUGUCAUUGAGCAGCGCUACAUGGACGUGGAGCUCUUCCCGGCCAACGAUGACCACCCGUCGCACGACGUCGCUCGUGGCCAGAGGUUUGUGAAGGAGGUGUACGAGACGCUCCGGUCCAGCCCGCAGUGGAACGAGACCGCGCUUCUCAUCACCUACGAUGAGCAUGGCGGCUUCUAUGAUCAUGUCCCCACGCCCGUCUUCAAUGUGCCCAAUCCGGACGGCAUCAUUGGCCCAGACCCCUUCUUCUUCAAGUUUGACAGGUUGGGCGUCAGAGUCCCCACCAUCCUAGUCUCCCCCUGGAUCGACAAGGCCACAGUGAUCCAUGAGCCUAAUGGGCCUACUCCAUAUUCUCAUUUUGAGCAUUCAUCUAUUCCUGCAACAAUAAAGAAAUUGUUCAACCUUAAUUCAAAUUUUCUGACUAAGAGGGAUGCAUGGGCGGGUACCUUUGAGAGCUACUUCUCCAUCCGCAAGAGUCCUCGAACUGAUUGUCCUGAGAAACUCCCAGAAGUUACCAAGUCACUUAGGCCGUUUGGACCGAAGGAAGAUGCUGCACUUUCAGAAUUUCAGAUGGAGCUGAUCCAGCUUGCAUCUCAGCUGGUUGGUGACCACGUCCUCAAUACCUAUCCAGAGAUUGGAAAAGGCAUGUCUGUGGGUGAAGCUAAUCAAUAUGCAGAGGAUGCAGUUGCAAGGUUUCUGGAAGCUGGAAGGGCUGCACUGAGGGCAGGGGCCAAUGAGUCUGCAAUUGUGACCAUGAGGCCUGCACUCACUAGCAGGACCAGAUUGCUCUUCUUGCCAAACAUCAUGAAUAUGGCAGAGGCCUUGGAGGCCAGCGUGGUUGAAUCAGUGAAUGCCAUUUACCUUCUCUUCUCAUCAUAUCUUGUCUUCCUAAUGCAGCUCGGCUUCGCCAUGCUCUGUGCUGGUUCAGUCCGGGCCAAGAACGCCAUGAACAUCAUGCUCACUAAUGUCGUGGAUGCUGUCGUAGGCACGGUCUCCUACUACCUGUUUGGCUUCGCCUUUGCCUUUGGCUCUGGCACCAAUCCUUUCAUCGGAACUUCUCUAUUUGCACUCAAAGGCAUCCCUAACGAAAGCUACGACUACUCCUACUUCCUGUACGAAUGGGCCUUCGCCAUUGCUGUGGCCGGUAUAACAAGUGGGUCCAUAGCCGAGCGCACCCAGUUUGGCGCCUAUCUAGUCUUCUCAUUCCUCCUCACUGGAUUCGUGUAUCCGGUGGUGGCUCACUGGGUGUGGUCGCCGACUGGGUGGCUCAGCCCCAACUACAGUGGGUCCAGCGGUUUGCUGUUCGGAGCUGGAGCCAUCGACUUCGCCGGGAGCGGAGUGGUGCACAUGGUGGGGGGCGUCGCAGGACUCUGGGGGGCGAUUAUAGAGGGCCCGAGAGUGGGCCGGUUCGACGCGUUUGGGAAGCCUGUUGCGAUGCGCGGGCACAACGCCACACUAGUCGUCCUCGGCACCUUCUUGCUGUGGUUCGGCUGGUUUGGUUUCAACCCCGGCUCUUUCAAUAAGAUCCUCGUCCCUUACCCAGAUGCCCCCUACCAGGGCAACUGGACCGGGGUCGGCCGCACUGCCGUCACUACGGCACUUGCCGGCUCCACCGCCGGCCUCGUCACCCUCUUCGGUCGUCGGUUGCUGGUCGGCCACUGGGACGCACUGGACGUGUGCAAUGGGCUUCUGGGAGGCUUCGUGGCCAUAACUUCGGGCUGCUCUGUUGUGGAGCCGUGGGCCGCCCUGAUCUGCGGUUUCGUCUCGGCGUGGGUCCUCAUCGGGCUUAAUGCAUUGGCCUUGAAGCUCAGAUUCGAUGACCCACUGGAAGCAGCUCAGUUGCAUGGAGGCUGCGGCGCAUGGGGGCUCCUCUUCACGGGGCUGUUCGCCAAGGAGGAGUUGGUGGUCCAGGUGUACAACUCGGGUGAGGUUGGGUUGAGACGUCCCUUCGGGCUCUUGAUGGGAGGUGGAUGGGGCCUGCUGGGAGCCCAGGUUGUAGAGCUCCUGGCGAUCCUAGGGUGGGUCAGCAUCACCAUGGCCUUGCUUUUCUUAGUCUUGAGUAAGCUACGCCUGCUCAGGAUAUCCGUGGACGAGGAGCUGGCGGGUCUCGACGUCUCCCGUCAUGGUGGUUAUGCAUAUGCUGACGACAACCAUCCACGGUUCUACGGAGAGUAUCUGAGGAUCCAAGACGAGGCUCGCUCCUGAAAGACAAAGCCCUUGUUCUCUGCCUCUACCUGCCCUCCCUGCUAUCUGCCUAUUCAACGCCGAGGCAUCGAAUGGAAUCAUAUUGUCAUUGAUUUUUUUUCAUUUUUAAUCAUGAAAAUCGUAUUUUCUUUGUCA